GGAAGUGAAAUGGAGUGAGAAUAAGAUAGCUUAACUCUUGAACUGCUGAGGUCCCUGCGGAGUGCUUGUCUGUUAACCAAGCAUAAUUUCUCCCUUCUUGUUCUACUGACAUGGUAAAUAUGUUUUUUUGCAUUGGCCUUUCUUGAUCUUAAAAUCACCUUGAUUAACUAGGAUAAUACUUUACAGUCUCUUGGUUAACAAAAAUUACAACCCUCACAUUGCACUUGGAAUGGGAAUUGGCAUUUGGGGAAUGCCUGUUUUCAAGAGGGAGAUGAGCAUCUAAGAGACGACCUAGUGAAAAUCCAUGACACAAUAACACCAGCAACUGGUUCACUGACAGAAGAUUAUGAAACACAUACCAACAUGGAUUGAAUGGGUACAUUGCAGUUAACUAACCUUGCCAACCUCAUACUCUCUCAAUAAGUAUUUUAUCCUUUUAAACCUGUUUGCAGUACCAAGAUUCUUCUUACAUCUUGGCAUACAUUCCUAUGAAUGACAGCUCUGAGAAUCUAGUGGUUAAUCCAACAUCUAGGACCUGUCACCUGUGCUUAUUGUCUCUAACUGUUUUUCCUUAGAUGAGUAUUUUCCUUUUUGAGAAUUAUAUCAUUCCUGGACUUCAGAACCUCACUUAUUUUAUAUUCAAUGUGCUUAGUAGAGGCAAUCCUCAGCAGAGUCUUUGGUUAUGGAGAUGGAUGGGACCUUUCUUAUCAUAUUUGUUCAGUGCUUUUUGGGUGUUGCCUCUUUACUGGCUGAGCAAACCACUCAACUCAUUAUGGUAUCAGGAAAUUGCUGAUUCUGCUUAUCGUACUACAAGAGGAAGACCUCUUGGAUUCUUAGCUUCCUUUGGAAGAGAAAGUUUGUCAUCACAUGUUAGCAAAACAGUAGCAGACUUUUUCUUUAGCUUCUUACUUCAGAUGUUCUUUCUUGUUCAGGCCAUGGUUGUGAGCUUUCUUCCUAUCCUGGGACCUCUUAUCAGUCUAGGACAUAUGUGUCUUCUGUAUUCACUUUACACUUUUGAGUACAAAUGGGUGAAUAUGGGAUGGACCGCACCCAAGCGCCUCAUGUACGUGGAAUCUAACUGGCCAUACUUUGUGGGUUUUGGACUUCCUCUUGCUAUUUUCACCUCAUUAGCACCUUCUUUUGUAAUCAGGUCAGUGUGAAAAUACCGUGAAGGAUCAUUUGAAGCAGCGGUCCAAAGUAAUCCCAGUAAGCGAUGGGAAAGGCAGAGU
Molecule: messenger RNA, 1229 nt
Organism: Orbicella faveolata
Lineage: Eukaryota; Metazoa; Cnidaria; Anthozoa; Scleractinia; Merulinidae
Product: etoposide-induced protein 2.4 homolog
Biological process (GO): macroautophagy
Cellular component (GO): endoplasmic reticulum
Source: RefSeq, a predicted model, not a curated record